UGGCUUCAUUUUGCCGCUUGCUUUACUACUCCGGCCCCGCUGUUGCCGCUGCUCCGGCUUUCUUGUCACCGAAGGCCAGUCAGACGCAUAUUAGCGUAACUUACAGUUUAUCUAGAAAUGUCGGACGACAAGAAGGAUGUGAAACCGGACAAUGAACACAUCAACCUGAAGGUUGUCGGUCAAGAUGGAAGCGUUGUGCACUUCAAAAUCAAGAAGCACACGCCACUGCGGAAGCUCAUGACGACGUACUGCGAUCGUGCGGGUCUGAGCAUCCAGAAUGUCAGGUUCCGGUUCGACGGCCAGCCGAUCAAUGAGACGGACACACCAGCGGGCCUCGACAUGGAGGAUGAUGACACCAUCGAUGUGUUCCAGCAGCAGACGGGUGGCCACCUCAGCACCACACAAAGAGGGCAUGCACUGUGACAGUUGCCAGCUUGAGCGACUGUGUUGGGCGGGCGAAAUGCGGCGCCCCAUUGACAGAUUUUUUUGUACAUAUUGAUCGAGUAAACACACGAGUUACAAAACAAAGCAGAAACGAAACUAAAGCACUUCAUGCAGCCUGUCUCUAGAAUUUACUGAGAAGGCUGACAUAGGUCUUAUUUUUAUCCUCUUUAUGUACAGUGUUGCCAGUUCGUCAACCCCCUUUUUUGUGCGUGUCAUCAUUUCUGUUUCCUCUUCAGUAUGCCCUGCCUGCUUGUUCCCCACCACAUCUUUGCUGCCUGCCUGUUUUCUCUUCAAAUGCCUCCCGAAGACAAAUUCUCUCACUCGUCUCUGCAUUGUUUUACAGUAAACACGUAAACUUUUCAUUGUGCUUGCGUCCGUGUCAUCAAUAAAAGUGUUCUCGGCAUA
This is a messenger RNA of Dermacentor andersoni, 849 nucleotides long. RefSeq names its product Small ubiquitin like modifier (gene Sumo). Gene Ontology annotation, molecular function: protein binding. NCBI's taxonomy places the organism in Eukaryota, Metazoa, Arthropoda, Arachnida, Ixodida, Ixodidae. The record is from RefSeq and is a predicted model, not a curated record.